Messenger RNA from Astyanax mexicanus (Mexican tetra), 2069 nucleotides. RefSeq names its product LETM1 domain containing 1 (gene letmd1). Gene Ontology annotation, cellular component: mitochondrial inner membrane. Gene Ontology annotation, biological process: intracellular monoatomic cation homeostasis. Bases 37 to 1113 code for a protein of 358 amino acids. The record is from RefSeq and is a predicted model, not a curated record. NCBI's taxonomy places the organism in Eukaryota, Metazoa, Chordata, Actinopteri, Characiformes, Acestrorhamphidae. The transcript is spliced from 9 exons. Gene Ontology annotation, molecular function: ribosome binding.
ACGCCCACUCAGAGUUGACUGCAGUUCUUUUGCAAAAUGGCGCUGCCCUGUAUGACUGUGUGCAGCAGGGCUUCAGUAGCUGUUCUGUGUGGAAUAAGAGCUCCUGCGGGCUUUUACACCCGAACCCCGGCCGCUGCGCACAUCAGGUUAUUUUUAGUGCGGCAGUAUUCCCCCUCCCAGGCGAGGCACGGCAUUGGACGCAACAUCGUGUCCAAGCUGAAAUGGGCCAAUGAGAAGUAUGAGAGGUUCCUGCAGCGCCGCUUUCCUCGCUUCUAUGUUCUGUACCACACGUUUAUGAAAGGAUUUCGACUCCUCUUCCAGGACGCCAAAGAAAUCCGUCGAAUCAAAACACGUAUGAUCACAAACAACAUUGAUUACAACAAGCUGCCUUACCGUGAAAUGGAGAAACUCAGACAGUUUCGCAGAGACAUGAUCAAAGCCAUUCCUCUGGUCAUCAUCUCAAUACCUCCAUUUGCCAACUACCUUGUCUUUGUACUUAUGUACCUUUUUCCCCGCCAGCUCCUGAUCCGGCACUUCUGGACGCCGCAGCAGCUGCUGGAGUUUCAGGCCGUGUACCACAAGCAGAGGGCACAGCAUCACCAGGCUGUUCUCAGCGGGCUGGAGAGGACGGCACCGAGCGUCCAGGAUAACCGCCUGAGGAGCCACCUCCUCAACCUCUGCAGUAAAGUUCAGAGUGGUGCUCACCCAGUAGUGUCCGACAUUCAUGCUGUACGACCGCUGUUCUCUGGACCUCCGUUUGGUAUCAGGAGGAUGUACUCAGAUCAGAUGAGACACCUCUGCCCGCUGCUCUUCCUGACGCAUCGCCUCCCCACCCUCUGGAAUAGUCGACGCCUAAAUAACCACGCCUUAGAGCUGAUGCAGCUGGACCGUGCCAUUAUGCGCCUGGGCCUUCACCAGCUGAACGACUCGGAGCUCAGAGAGGCGUGUUACGUUCGAGGCCUGAAUGUAGAACGGCUGAAUCCCGCUCAGUGCCGUGAUUGGCUCACCCAGUGGCUCCAGUUCUCAUCAUAUCUUAAAGAGUCGGAGACGUCCCUGUAUCUGCACAGCAUGGUCCUACUGACUGUAAACUACCUGAAACCACCACGCAGCUGAUCAGCAUACAUGACCCUGCAGUUCAGGAGUUACCACAAAACACCCGAACUGGGGAAACACCAGAGGAGGGGAUGCUGGAGGUCUGCUGUUAUGGGAAAACUGGGAAACAGUGCAGUUCUUUAUUCAGUUCCACAGCGUUGAGUUUAAAAUGAAUAAGAGUUCAGGUCUUACUAAUCUUAAUGUUUUCAGUUCGGGGCUUUUUGGGAGGAGGUUUCCACUGUUCACAUUUGUUUACUGGAGCUCUGAGAUUAGAAAGAGGUGGGUACGUUAAUUAAGGCAGGAAAUAAACACCAUUAGUCACUGGAAUUAGGCUGCAGCUAAUGGAAAACAGCAUCCAUUCCCAGAGUCUAGACAUGCUAGCAUUAAAAGAUCAGUUGUAUUGAGUAACGUAUCUGUGGAUGGAGUCAUGUUUACAUUACUGGUACUUACUGGGUUAUUCCACCUAAUGCAGCCCUGCCAGGUCUAAAUGGGAGGUUGUGUGGCUCGAUGUUUUAACUGUGCUUCAUUUAUUUAUCACCUCUUUCCUGUGCUGAGUGUUGGAACUCAUGUAGUCAGUCUGUUGGAUCUUUAGAUCAUCAAUAUUCAGCACACAAGCUUGUUUUUCUGUAUCGGAUAUAUAUUUAUAUACAAGUCUUUAUGUUUAGGUGCACAGUCGGUUGGUCAUGUGGUAUGCAAAUUAGAUGGGUAGUGUCCACUAAUACAUAAUAUGUACUUUACAAAAGAAAUCAUAAGAGAAAAUGUAAUUAUUUCAGAUAUAGCCUUACUGAAACACAAAACACAACCACACACAAAUAUUUACACUACACAGCAUUUAGCUGAUGAUCUUAUCCCAAGCGACUCUUAUUGGUUGUAGUGCAGCAUUCAGUCACCCAGACCUGGAAUUGAACCCCAGUCUCCCACAUGGUAGCUCACUGACAGACGGUGAUGUUAUUCACUGCCCCUACCAACCACAUAUA